AACAUGCGCAGUCUGGAAUAUCAAACCUUGUUCAUUUCCCUCUGCAUUCUACACGUCUGCCCUCUCUGUGAAGCACGCCCCCUAAGGAAGAGGACGGUGAGUGAGGUCCAGCUCAUGCACAACCUCGGGGAGCUGAAGCAGGUGCAGGAGCGCCGGGAGUGGCUGCAGCUCCGGCUCCGGGGCAUCCACGGCGGGCCGGCCCGGGCCAGCAGCGGGGAGGCCGGCCGCAGGAGGAGGCCGCGGCCCGAGGAGCUGCCCGACCUCAGAGACAUGACGCCAGAGGACAUCCAGUCCGCUCUGGACGUCCUGGAGAAGCUCCUCAAGUCGAAGAAGUCAUAA
Messenger RNA from Trematomus bernacchii (emerald rockcod), 339 nucleotides. It is a transcript of the gene pth1a, whose product is annotated as parathyroid hormone 1a. Gene Ontology annotation, cellular component: extracellular region. Lineage: Eukaryota; Metazoa; Chordata; Actinopteri; Perciformes; Nototheniidae. Gene Ontology annotation, molecular function: hormone activity. The transcript is spliced from 2 exons. The record is from RefSeq and is a predicted model, not a curated record. Gene Ontology annotation, biological process: intracellular calcium ion homeostasis. The coding region runs from base 4 to 339 and encodes 111 amino acids.